Morchella importuna is the source of this 405-nucleotide messenger RNA. RefSeq lists its product as uncharacterized. The record is from RefSeq and is a predicted model, not a curated record. The transcript has a single exon. NCBI's taxonomy places the organism in Eukaryota, Fungi, Ascomycota, Pezizomycetes, Pezizales, Morchellaceae. Gene Ontology annotation, molecular function: protein binding. Bases 1 to 405 code for a protein of 134 amino acids. Gene Ontology annotation, cellular component: nucleus; cytoplasm.
AUGGACGAAGACGGCAACACCCCGCUGCACCGCGCAGUGUGUGCUGGGUCGCGCCUGGCGGGACCCGGCGAGGCCGUCGGCGUCCUGCUGGAGUGGGGCGCGGACAUAGAGGCGAAGGAUGAGCGCGGCCGCACGCCGCUGGCGUGUGCGUCGGAGGGCGCGAAUGAGGGGUUGGUCAAGAUGCUGCUGGAGAAGGGCGCGGAUAUCAAUACGGAGGAUAAUGCGGGGCAGCGGGUGCUGCAUCGCGCGGCGUGCGGCGGGAAUGCGACGGUGCUGAAGCUGCUGGUGGAGAAAGGUGCUGAUGGGAGUGUGGUGGAUGGGUGUGGGGUGAAGCCGAUUGGGGUGGCGAAGGAUGAGGAGGUGAAGGUGUUGAUGGCGAGUUUGGGGCUGGGGGAUGAGGAGUAG